GUCUAGAUCUAGAAAUCUAGAUCUGGACAUUAUUUAACUAACUUUUGUUUGCGUUUUUAAAUUAUACAGAGCUAGAUCUAUUUUUUAAAUAUGAAUAGAGCAAGGGAAAUAGAUGAUUUCCUCGGGAGUGAUGAUGACGACCUGACGUCAACAAACAGCUUCAACAGAGAGUGGUUGAAGGCAGAUAAUGCCAUGAAAAAUGAUGGCUAUAGAACAGGUCUGGAAAAGGGACAAGAAGAAUGUCUUCAAAAAGGAUUCGACUCAGCCUUUAAAGAAGCUCUAAAAAUGUCUUUAGCUGCUGGAAAGCUGCAGGGAGCUAUAAGUGCACAGUUAAGUUACCAUCCAACAAGAUGUACAGCACCAUCUACAGGAUGUACCUCACAGGAACCAGGAACUACAGUCUCUGCUCUUACAUUACAAGACAUACUCUCAUCCACCUCGGAUCUGAUGUCAUCCAUCCCAUCCCUGAUAAAAGCAGAUCAGUUUAAAACAUACAGCUCUUCACACACGGUGGACACAAAAACACAGUCAGAUCAGGCACCAGCAAACAAGACUGUUGUAGAAGGUAAUGCCAGCUGUGCUCUUGUAAGUCACAUGGAGGGAAAUGGCAAAGAAUCCACUGGCACAGAGCGGAAGGAUAUUUCUUGUGAGGCUCUGUGUAGCAACAAAUCUCAUUUCUGGAGCCAGCUGGAGAACUUUAAACAGCAAGCUCAGCUGGCAGGUCUUACAGCUUUUAAUGAUUGAGUGUUUCCAUAGCAACUAAAUAUUCAAGAGCAGUGACUAACAUUUCUUCUACUCCUGCGAGGCAAAUGUCAGGAAUUCUUUUUUAAAAAUGCCCCCCCCUUAACCUAAAUCAGUAAAAUAUAAAAUAGACUUAUUUUUAGGUUGUUUCCUAAUGUCAUUUAGUUUAUAACAGAAGACAAAACAUUUGGGUGUAAGGUAAGAGUCUCAUGUAUUAAAUACUAAUACAUUAUAAUACUAAUGUAAUAAAAGGUGUGUCUGAUCUAAAUUGUUGCGUACACAUUGAUAAUCAAGGCUCCAGAGUUUGACAAGAUUUAUUUAUGCUGGAUGUUGUAUUUUAAAGACAAAAAUACAUAAGAUAUAACAAAAAUAGAAAACUACAAAAUUGUAUUUUAACAUUGUUAUUGUUAAAACUGUAAAUUACAUGUACACCUGUUUUACUUAAUGUCAGAUCUGUUUCAAAUGUUUUGUUGUACAGGUAAUUGUAAUCUUUGUUGAUUGUAACUCUACCAAUUGGAAAUAAAUUAUUGUAUUUAGGCAUAAAACUCAAGAAUAAAAAAUAUUGAACCCUAGAAUUUAAUAAUGCUUAGAACUGAUUUUGUUCAUUGAGUGGCUGUCCUGUGUGUUGAUGUUAUAACUAGAACAACAUUAUUAACGUGUGUUGAUAGUACCAGUACAUUAUAUUGUAAAUGUUUGCUUUUGUGAUAAUUCAUAUUCUUAUUGCUUAUUGGCUUUUUUUUUUUGUUCCCAUUUUUAGGAGUUUGAAUUCAUUGAAUCUGACAAAAAACUACUGGUUGUGCAAACCUAAGACUAUAUUAUACAGAUUACAUUCUUUUAUGUUUGCAAUGAUAACAUUAAAAGAUGUGUUUUAUACAUAAAUGAUGAAUUAUUGUAAAAAUAUACAAAACCUGAGCAAUUUGAGGUAACCAAUUAACAAAAA
This is a messenger RNA of Physella acuta, 1681 nucleotides long. RefSeq lists its product as uncharacterized. NCBI's taxonomy places the organism in Eukaryota, Metazoa, Mollusca, Gastropoda, Physidae. The record is from RefSeq and is a predicted model, not a curated record.